Seminavis robusta is the source of this 938-nucleotide messenger RNA. The record is from the annotation of a GenBank genome assembly. Lineage: Eukaryota; Bacillariophyta; Bacillariophyceae; Naviculales; Naviculaceae.
UUUUGAUAUUUGCUAGAAAAGAAUUGGUACUGUAACAUUUCACACAAAGCUGCAAUUCAAGAUGAUCCCGAAACUCCACAAGAAUGCAUCCAGGCCCAGCGCCUCAUGGCACCGCCAGUGCUUCGGCCAUCUUCCCUGCGACGGCAUGUACCUGUGGAUGUCAUUGAAUGUCAAUCGCAGACAAGGUUCACUACUAACCCAUCUGCCUUGAAGGGCGACGCUGACUCUCUAAGCGGUGGCGAAUUGGGUUCUCCCUUUUUUCUAAUCCAACCGGCUGAGCUCGCCACAUCCACCCCCAGGAGGCGCAUCAGCAGCAAUCGCAACACUAGAGCACUCAUCAUGCCUCGGCCAAAACCAUUGAGGGCGAUUCCUCGUUUGGGUGAAGAUGGCCUACUGAAGAUUUCUUGCGACCUGAGGAAUCCCGAGAAUCCAGCACCUCUAAUGCCGGAACCAGCACCAGAAGCUGGGUCUAUGACCCCUCAGCAAGAACCAAGGCGACGAUACCGUCUCAAGAAACGAGUGAUACCUGAUGAAGAGAUCGAUUGCCGUGAACAUGGUUGUGGAUACAUCCCUCUGGCAAACCAUGGCAUGAGGUGGCACGGUUGCUUGGCGUUCCCGAUACCUGCCAUGCUCAAAAUGCCUGAUUUGCCGGUGGAGUUCUGAACAUUCUGAACUGAAAGAACUUAACUCCACGUCCUCGUGGCUAUGAUGGAUUUUCCCGCUUGACCGACCCGCCUGAAGCUCUGUGUUGUGCUACUUGCUUCGGCACAAUGGCUGAUUUCCACACUACUACUACAUUCCUGCGCACCGAAAGGGCCGGCUCCGGGAGCACAAGUACUUUGCUUGGCAUGCAUGCAGUUUCAUUUUCACUAUUCCUACACAUGGUAUCUACAACUUAGCUACUAGAGCAUCUAACUAACUAAUGCUAACUCCACUGU